Hirsutella rhossiliensis is the source of this 492-nucleotide messenger RNA. RefSeq lists its product as uncharacterized. NCBI's taxonomy places the organism in Eukaryota, Fungi, Ascomycota, Sordariomycetes, Hypocreales, Ophiocordycipitaceae. The transcript is spliced from 2 exons. The record is from RefSeq and is a predicted model, not a curated record. The coding region runs from base 1 to 492 and encodes 163 amino acids.
AUGGACUCGAAGCGUAUGCAAAGUGCGAGGAAGUUCGUGGAGCAUUACGCCACGCACGACAAUGAGAUGCUGCACUCUCUGCUUGCAGACAGCUUGGUUUUCGAAAUAUCGCCUUCACGGUCGAUUGAUAAGCUGCAGGCGUUCGAUAAAGCAGGAUUUAUCGAGUUCAAGGAGAAUAUGAAGAGGGUAAUGACGGGGUACCCUCUAAAUGUAAUCAAGUAUAUCGAAAGCGAGAGUUCCAACAUGGUCGUCGUAUGGACCACGGGCCGGCCACAGUUUCGAGAGGAGCUAAAGGACUAUGAGGAGGUCACCAAAGAGCAGUGGGACUACGUCGGAGAGUUCGUCUUUAUGCUAACCAUGGACGAGACGGGAGAGAAGAUCACAAAGGUCAACGAGUUUAUAGACAGCAAGGCGACGGAUCUCAAGCUUUGGCCUCUAGUCGUGAGAGCGCUUGGCAACCUGGAAAAGUCGAAGCAGGCAUCUGGGGCCUAG